AUGUUUACAUUUACGUUAUUGACUCCUCCUGAUGGGAGUGAAUCAUGUAAAGCAUCAUUGUUAACCAUUGAUGAUUUAACCAUUUUGGCUGAUCCUACUUGGAAUGGGAAAAAUCAUAAUGAUAUCAAUUUUCUCGAAUCUUAUUUAGAAGAUGUCAAUGUUAUAAUAUUAUCCCAUUCAACCCCAGAAUUCAUAUCAGGAUUCAUGUUAUUAUGUAUUAAAUAUCCUCAUUUGAUGAAUGACAUCAAGAUCUAUUCAUCUUCAGCAGUAAGUCAAUUAGGUAAGGUUUCAACUGUUGAAUUUUAUAGAUCUUUAGGUAUUAUAGGACCUUUAAAAGAUGCAUUAUUAGAGAUAAGUGAUGUUGAUGAAUGGUUCGAUAAAAUUAACGGAUUGAAAUAUUAUGAAACCACAAAUGUGAUGGAGAAAUCCGUUAUAACGCCGUAUAAUUCUGGUCAUACAUUAGGUGGGACAUUUUGGUUGAUUCAAAAGAAAUUAGAAAAAAUCAUUUAUGCUCCAAGUUGGAACCAUUCCAAAGAUUCCUUCUUAAACGGUGCUGGAUUUUUAUCUUCCUCCACUGGGAAUCCCAUCAGUCAAUUGAUGAGACCUACUGCUUUGAUCACUGGUAGUGAUUUAGGUUCAAAUAUUUCCCAUAAAAAAAGAGUAGCUAAAUUUUUACAAUUAGUAGAUGCUACAUUAAACAACGGUGGGACAGUAUUAUUACCUACUUCUAUAAGUGGAAGAUUCCUCGAGUUAUUACACAUUAUUGACAGUCAUUUGAAAAGUGCACCUAUACCAGUAUUAUUUUUAUCUUACAGUGGUACUAAUGUUUUAAGGUAUGCCACUAAUUUACUUGAAUGGAUGUCUUCACAAUUAUCAAAAGAAUUAGAAAGUGCUAAUUCAAUGAAUCCAAAUUCAAACUCAAGAAGUCAUUAUCCUUUCGAUCCUUCUAAAGUAGAUUUAGUCGGUAAUACUUAUGAACUAACUCAAUUGAAUGGACCCAAAGUUGUGUUCACUUCAGGGGUUGAUAUCAAAAGUGGAGAAUUAUCUUCAGAAGCUUUGAGAUAUUUAUGUCAAGAUGAAAAUACAUCCAUCAUUUUGACAGAAAAGGCUCAUUUCGGAUCCGAUGAUACUAUUAACAGUCAAUUAUAUAAUGAAUGGUACGAAUUAUGCAAAUCAAAGAAUGAUGAUAAAGUCGAAGAUGGUGUAGCUGUGUCUUUGGAAAAGGUCAUAAACCUCAAAGAAUGGAGCUUGGAGGAAGAAUUAGUUGGUGGUGAAUUAAAUGAAUAUCGUGAAAAAGUUAAUUUCAAAAGGAAACAAAAAUUAUUAGAACAGGUGAGAGACCGUCAAAGCAAGAACUUAUUAACCGGUGAAAAUUUCGACGGAGAAAGUUCGUCGGAUGAUGAUGAUGACGACGACGAUGAUAUGGAAGAGGAUGGUAUCGAAGCUAAUGGGGAGACCAAAGAAAACGGUGAGGCUAUGGAAGAUGUAAAUACAAACGGAGAUGCUGAACCAGCUAACGAAACCAACAACAACUCAACCGUAAAUGGUAUAGCACACGAAGAAGUCAAGGCAACUGUUAAUUUAAUGGAUGAUGCUGCUACUCAAGAAGCACUUGUGGCUGAAAAUAUUAAGAAUUCCUUUGAUCAAAACCUUCCCUUGGAUAUCAAAAUCACCAGUAAAUUGAGGGCUAGAAACGCUAUGUUUCCGUUCUUCUCCAACAAGGAUAAACAAGAUUUCGAUGAUUAUGGGGCAAUUAUCAAUAUUAGCGAUUUUGAAAGAAAAGAUGAAACUAAUAAUCAACUCGGUUUGGAACCAAAAGUCGAUGACAGAAGAAAUUGGGGAGCCAACAAAGAUGAUGAUACGGAUAUGAUGAAUAAUCAAAGCAAAUUGACCCCUCAAGAGAUGUUAAACAAUGAAAUCAUUAAGAAGAAUCUCGAUAGUUUAUUCCAACCACGUAAAAGAAUUCCUGUUACUCCUAACUCCAAUAUAAUGGGAGCUGAUCCAUUAAAAUUAACUAUCAAAUGUAACUUAUCAUACGUGGAUUUAUCAGGUUUAGUGGAUUUAAGAUCGUUCAGUUUAAUUGUUUCAUCCUUGAAACCUUCAAACCUUUUAUUAUUACCUGAUACUACAAGUUUUAAUGACGAUGAUAAUGGUAUCAAGAGAAUCAAAGAUUUAUUGGAACAAAAAGCCAAUGCCAACGAAGUUGAUAGUAAAGAACAUUUAGUAAAAUCAGCUCAGUAUUUAUCUAUACAAACUAUAAGAACAGGUAAUCUUACCAAUAAAGCCAGUAAGUUGGAAAUUAAAGAGGUGAUUUCAAACGACAAAAUAAAGAUAGGUAGUGAUGAAGAUUCUGUAAACUAUGGAGAUUUCGAAGUAAAAUUAGAUGAAUCCAUAUCCAAAGAUUUACAAUGGCAAACCAUCGAUGGGAGUUAUAGAGUUGCACAAAUCAUUGGUCAAUUGGAAGUUCAAAGCAAUAAAGUUGACGAUGGUGCUAAAUAUUCCAAGAAGCGUAAGAUCAAUCAAAUAGUGAAUCAAUCUUCAGAAUUUACCUUGAAAAAAUUCAAUAUCGACCAAUUAGAUUCUUCAAAAUCACUUGCUGGUGGAUCUAAAUUAGCUAUAGGUAAUGUAAGGUUACCAGAAUUAAAGAAAAGAUUACAAGAAAAGAAUUUAAAUGCCGAAUUCAAAGGUGAAGGUACAUUGGUUGUAAAUGAUUUGAUUUCUGUUAGAAAAGUCACUUACGGUAAUGGAGAUAUUGAUGACACUGGUGAUAUAGUCAUCCAUGGUCAAUUUGGGCCUUUAUAUUAUCAAAUCAAAGAAUGUAUCCGUGAUAUGUUAGCUUAUGUAUAG
This is a messenger RNA of Yamadazyma jaroonii, 2847 nucleotides long. Lineage: Eukaryota; Fungi; Ascomycota; Pichiomycetes; Serinales; Debaryomycetaceae. The record is from the annotation of a GenBank genome assembly.